GGGAAAUUUUCCCAUCGACCAAACAGCCCUUUUCUUUCCCAUAUUCCCUGGGUUUCGCUCUUCUUUCUUCCACACUCCGCACCACGAGCACUUCCCAUCUGCCAAAUCUUUUGGGGUUUUCCUUUCUCCCUUCUGCCCUUCUGUCUACGAACACGAAGCUUCGACCUUUGAUCGAAGAAACCUGCCAUGGCGUAUGCAUCUCGCAUAAUGAAUCACUCGAAGAAGCUAAGGGACGUUCCCAGCAUAUUGCGGUACAGACAUGGAGGCUUGGUUCGUUGGUUCUCGAAUGAGCCUCUUGGUAAAAGAGAAGAAAUUUUGAAGGCCCGCAAUCAUGUAAAUGUGGCUGCAGAAAAAGGAAGUUUCUCCUGUACUGCCAAUGGCCCCGUUUCAUCCUUGGGUAUUUUCAAGAGACAUGUUUCAACCAUGAUCAUGAGAUCAGGAAAUCCAAUGCUUGUGCCGGUGGCCGGCUCACAAGUACACUCAAGGAGAGCCUUUUCAGCUGAUUCAGGUCUACCUCCACAUCAGGAGAUUGGAAUGCCGUCUCUCUCACCAACAAUGACAGAGGCAUGUACCUUUCCUGCAGCUUACUACCGUUGUAGUAUUUUGUUGUCUUCUAAUAGCUUUUCCAUUUUCUCUAUUCUACAGGGGAACAUAGCAAGAUGGCUAAAGAAAGAGGGUGAUAAAAUCUCACCAGGUGAAGUGCUUUGUGAAGUGGAAACUGAUAAAGCAACUGUCGAAAUGGAAUGCAUGGAAGAGGGUUUUCUUGCGAAGAUUGUAAAGGGAGAUGGAGCCAAAGAAAUUAAAGUUGGCGAGAUCAUAGCCAUUACUGUUGAAGAUGAGGAAGACAUUGGAAAGUUUAAGGACUACAGCCCUUCGGCUUCAGGAGCAGAUGCCGCACCACCUAAAGAGCCAUCUUCCUCUGCUCCACCUCCACCAGCAAAAGAGGCUGUUGAGGAACCAGUUAGUUCUCCAGCACCAAAGACCCCCAAGCUCACUCCAGCAUCUUCUGAAGAUCGCAUUUUUGCUAGCCCUCUGGCAAAGAAAUUGGCUGAAGAGCACAAGGUAUCUCUCUCAGAAAUCAAAGGAACUGGUCCUGAUGGAAGAAUUGUGAAGGCUGAUAUAGAAGAUUACUUGGCUUCACGUGGCAAGGAAGUUUCUGCACCAGCACCAAGGACCAAGGCCGGUGUAGCAGAUGCUGCUUUGGAUUAUGUUGACAUUCCUCACACUCAAAUUAGAAAGGUCACUGCUGCACGCUUAUUACUGUCGAAGCAAACUGUUCCUCACUAUUACUUAACAGUUGACACACGAGUUGAUAAACUUAUGGAAUUGCGCAGCCAACUCAAUUCUUUGCAAGAGGCCUCAGGCGGGAAGCGGAUAUCUGUAAAUGAUCUUGUGAUCAAGGCUGUGGCUUUGGCCCUUAAGAAAGUUCCACAAUGCAAUAGUUCAUGGAAUGACACUUACACUCGCCAGUAUAAGAAUGUAAAUAUCAACGUAGCCGUACAAACAGAUAAUGGGCUGUACGUUCCAGUUAUUAGGGAUGCCGACAAGAAAGGUUUGUCAGCAAUUGGGGAAGAAGUCAAACAUUUGGCCCAAAAAGCCCGGGACAAUAGCUUGAAGCCAGAAGAUUACGAGGGAGGAACAUUCACUGUGUCUAAUUUGGGCGGGCCUUUUGGCGUCAAACAAUUCUGCGCCAUUGUGAAUCCUCCGCAGGCAGGAAUUCUAGCUGUUGGUUCAGCUGAGAAGAGGGUAGUACCCGGUUCCGGUCCUGAUGCCUACUCGUUUGCUUCAUUCAUGGCCGUGACACUAAGCUGUGACCAUCGGGUUAUCGAUGGCGCUAUUGGGGCAGAAUGGCUGAAGGCAUUCAAGGGUUACAUUGAGAAUCCUGAGUCGAUGUUGCUAUAGAGAAUUGAACCACGUGGGCAAGCAAUGGAAGCCAAGCGUGCAUCUGAAACCAGACACACUGAUAACACUGUUGGAAACUCCAUUCCGGUUUUUUAUUGCAUUCAUUGAAUUCGAACGAGCAAAAGCAUGUUUGAUAGAGUUAGCAUUUCCUUUAGGGGAGUAAAAAGAAACCGUUGUUGAUGAGUUCAAUAAGAUAGGGGAUUUUCAAGGCUUUGUAAACCCAAAAGGUACCUCAAAUUUUUUGACACCAGCAGAGACGGAAAGAACAAAUGGCCCCAUUCCAUUGCUUCUGCAGAUGCAAGAUUUUUAAUCGACCAAGUCGAUGUUUCGUAUAGUUACAUUCAAAAUUCUUGUUCUAUUUCAUUUCCUGUAUUUACAUUCAAAAUUCUUGUUUAGUUUAAGGGCUGGCGCCCUCAGGUUAGUGUUGGACACCGAUACUUGGAUCAAAUAAGACCAAUCCGACGC
Messenger RNA from Linum tenue, 2367 nucleotides. The record is from the annotation of a GenBank genome assembly. Lineage: Eukaryota; Viridiplantae; Streptophyta; Magnoliopsida; Malpighiales; Linaceae.